UGAGCAUCCUCUUCCUCCUGAGCUCAGGACAACCUGUAGCUGGUGUGAGACACUCUCAUGUGGACCUUUCUAUUGGUUUUCCCUCAGUUUAUAGCAUCUUAAACUCAUCAUCAUCUUUGGUAUCUUCCUUACCAUACAUUUUCUACAUUGGCAGGUGCGGUCAAGGGUGCUUGAGUAAAGAUGUACCUAGAGAAUAAAAGUAAUCUGGAGGUGGAGAUGUCUCAGACUGGAGGCCAGGGUCACUCUAGCAGGGUGGGCAGAAGAAAGUCUGAAUGUGUGUCUGAGAACUUUGAUGAGCUUCGUCUGCUGGAGGGCUUCUCGGGGGGAAGAGAGACACAGAAACUGCUUCAGGCUUCAGCUCAGCCGUCAGGACACUGUGUAAUCUACAAUGACGUCCAUCAGGACGAUCGGCACAGCUUUAGCACGGUAAACCUUCUCAAAGGCAAAUCUAACCAGACCAAUCACACGGAACGGUCACCUCUUCUCAAGUUUCCACAAAAUGACAGUAUAACUUACAUGACACUGCAUGACUCUACUUUGGGGCCUGGAGAGGAGUCAUGGGAGGCAAGCUCUGGUGAACUGGAGAGAAGGUGUAGGCUGGGAAGCGAGGUGACCAGUCUCUCCCAUAUAACAUCCCUGGAGAAGUCUGACAAUUACUUCAAAUUAUCAUCCCCCAUCAGAUUUUGCUUAAGAACAGCAAAACUCUCGACCAUCUUCACCAUUGUUGUUCUGUGUUCACUGUUUUUCAGCAUGUAUCCUGACAGGGAGAGACCCUGGAGAAUGCUGGCAGUGUCCUCCACUGAGAGCUUUUCUAUGAACUUGACUAAUUUUCGUGACAAUGCCCUGCUGAAGCUGCAGGUUGGUGGGCCAUUUUUGGGAGGGAUGGAGAAAGUACAAGAAGAUCAGGAGUACAUUCGGAUUCAGGUGGAGCAGACAGAGGAGCCGGGACCUAGAAGGAGAAGAACUCAGAAGGUGCUUUAUAACUGGACUAUACCUUUGCAUUCACAACGAAGUGACCAAAUUCUGAGAACAAGGACAUUUGAAAUGGUUAGCAGUGAUCCUAUUUUGAUCAGUGUCCAGGCCUUUCUGUUCGACAAUCAGGUGGUCCCCCUGUCCAUGACUCACCAGUCACUCUAUGUAACCGUGGAAACGCAGGUGCUUAUUGCCGGAUUGAUCCUGGCAGGAGUGUAUGUUCUCAUCAUCUUCGAGAUCGUUCACCGCACUCUGGCUGCCAUGUUAGGAUCCCUCGCUGCCCUGGCAGCGCUUGCUUUCAUCGGAGACAGGCCGAGCCUAAUGACUGUUGUUGAAUGGAUCGACUAUGAGACUCUUGCUUUGCUAUUUGGAAUGAUGAUACUGGUGGCAAUAUUUUCUGAGACCGGCUUCUUUGACUAUUGUGCGGUGAAGGCGUAUCAGUUGUCCCGAGGAAGAGUGUGGCCAAUGAUUAUGAUUCUCUGCCUGAUUGCGGCCGUUCUCUCAGCUUUCCUUGAUAAUGUGACCACCAUGAUGCUCUUCACCCCUGUUACAAUCAGGUUGUGUGAGGUGCUUAAUUUGGACCCUAGGCACGUCCUUAUUGCUGAGGUCAUUUUCACCAACAUCGGAGGAGCCGCCACUGCUGUUGGAGAUCCCCCCAAUGUCAUCAUCGUGUCCAACCAGGACCUGCGUAAAAAAGGAAUCGACUUUGCGGCCUUUACAGGCUACAUGUUUCUGGGAAUCUGUUUGGUGUUGCUGACCUCAUUUCCUUUCUUGAGAAUGCUGUACUGGAACAAGAAACUUUACAACAAGGAAUCCAGCGAAAUUGUGGAACUGAAGCAUGAGAUUUUGGUGUGGAGGCAGACAGCCCAUCGCAUAAACGCAGCGAGCAGAGAGGAGACCGCAGUCAAGUGUCUGCUCAUGCAGAAGGUGCUCAAUCUGGAAAGUCUCCUGCGCAAAAAGCUCAAGACCUUCCAGAGACAAAUAUCACAGGAGGACAAAAACUGGGAGAACAAUAUUCAAGAACUGCAGAAAAAGCACAGAAUAACAGACAAAGUCCUUCUGGUCAAGUGUCUGACUGUCCUGAGCUUGGUUAUCGUCAUGUUUUUCCUCAACUCCUUUGUUCCAGGCAUACAUCUGGAUCUGGGUUGGAUUGCUAUAUUGGGAGCUCUGUGGUUACUGGUAUUGGCUGAUAUUCAGGACUUUGAGAUCAUACUUCAUAGAGUGGAAUGGGCCACGCUGUUGUUCUUCGCUGCUUUGUUUGUGCUUAUGGAGGCCUUAGCCCAGCUGCAGCUUAUCGAUUACAUUGGCGAACAGACGGCGAUGUUGAUAAAAGCUGUGCCAGAGGAUGAGCGGUUGGCCAUCGCUAUCAUUUUGGUCAUGUGGGUCUCAGCAUUGGCCUCAUCUCUCAUAGACAACAUACCCUUCACUGCGACAAUGAUUCCUGUGCUUAUAAACCUUAGUCAGGAUGCCGAUGUCAAUCUCCCAAUCAAACCUCUAAUAUUUGCGUUAGCUAUGGGAGCUUGUCUUGGAGGGAAUGGGACUCUGAUUGGAGCCUCUGCUAAUGUGGUCUGCGCGGGGAUUGCUGAACAACACGGCUAUGGAUUUUCUUUCAUGGAAUUCUUCAGGUUGGGCUUUCCCAUGAUGCUAAUGACCUGCACAGUAGGCAUGUGCUACCUGCUCGCAACUCAUAUUGGACUUGGCUGGAACACCUAAAAAAUGUCCUCUACGCACCAGUGCCAGAAGAGACCAUGUGUCUGUCUGUGAGUUUGUUUGUGUGCGAGUAUGGAUGUCUUUAUGUGUUUGAAUGAUGCAUCGGAUCUUCCUGAGAAGAUUUGACAAAUUCAUCCGGAGAGACUACGUUUAACAUGCAGAGGUACGAAGAUGACAGGCCAUGAGAAGAUCUAAUUGUGUUGUUUUCUCACAGGCUGUCAUCUGUGUACCACACUGCUCUGUGGUGCUACUGAUACUUUUGCUACAAAUGUGCUGAAUGAUGUGAUUGUUUGUAUUGGCCAAUAAGAGAAAGUAAACCACGUAAUUCAUUUUAUUAGUGUGGAGCUCAUAUUAUUAUCUGGGUGGUAAAUGUGUAUUUAUUGAUGCAUAUUCACAGUGUAUUUAUUUUUAGGUACUUCUGAAAGGCCCUCAAUAAAUGUUGAAAUCUAUAAAAGAAUGUAUGUCAUUUAUAUCAUAUACAUACUUUAUGGGUUAACAUUACAUUAAACUGUCAAUUAAAUGUCUUGAAGUGUUAAUACUCUGUCAAAUAGUUUUAUAACAGCAUCAUAAAUUACAACUAAC
Molecule: messenger RNA, 3264 nt
Organism: Paramisgurnus dabryanus
Lineage: Eukaryota; Metazoa; Chordata; Actinopteri; Cypriniformes; Cobitidae
Source: RefSeq, a predicted model, not a curated record